Messenger RNA from Pimephales promelas (fathead minnow), 521 nucleotides. Lineage: Eukaryota; Metazoa; Chordata; Actinopteri; Cypriniformes; Leuciscidae. The record is from RefSeq and is a predicted model, not a curated record.
AACCCCCCCUCGCAUCACACCACCGUGAUGCUGCUGUCAAAGAGGCUGGAACUACACAGCCUGUACCAUUAUGCUGCUAUAUAGCCUAUUAGCCAUCACCAGAGAGGAGAUGGCCUUCCAUUAAGAGGAGGGAAUUCAUUCAAUCGAUAUUCUAACGUCCGUUUACACGCACCAGAAUUGCUUGCAGACUCUUGUCUCACGUGCUUGCAGCCUGUCAGCGUGGCCUACCCAUGGCAGAGCAGGACUCCACCGAGAAGAAGCUUCCAGCUGUGGCUGCACUGCACACUCACUUCAUUGUGGGCUCUGUGUCCGAGGAUAACUCCGAGGAUGAGACCGCAGGGAAGCUGGACCUGCAGAUGGAGGACAAUCCACGCUCCCUUUCCCCCUCCUCCGUCAGCUCAGACAGCACUUAUGAGAUGGGCUUUGACAGCCUGGACGGGGCCUUGCUCAAUAUAAGAGACGAUGAUGUAGACCGAAAAUUCAAAGAAGAAUGGACAAAAAAGUAACUAUGCCUUUAUUCU